AUGGAAGUGGAAGGCAAUGGCACAAUGGUUACUCACUUUAUCUUGGUUGGGUUUACAACAGACCCAUUUCUACGCAUAAUCUUCUUUGUGCUGUUCUUGCUCUCCUACACGCUAACACUGACUGGGAACCUGGGUCUCAUGGCACUCAUCUACCUAGACUCCCGCUUGCACACACCCAUGUACUUCUUUGUGGGCAGCCUGUCCUUUCUGGAUGUCUGGUACUCUUCAGUCUACACUCCUCGGAUCUUGUCUGACUGUGUCUCCAAGAACAACCACAUGUCCCUUGCUGGUUGUACAGCCCAGUUCUUCUUCUCUGCUGGCCUGGCCUACAGUGAAUGCUUCCUACUGGCUUUCAUGGCCUAUGACCGCUUUGUGGCCAUCUGCAACCCACUCCUUUACACCACUGCGAUGUCCAAGAAGCUCUGUGUCCAGUUGGUGAUAGGAUCCUAUGUAGCAGGCUUUGCAAAUGCAGUUAUACACACUGGUAACACCUUUCGUCUACGCUUCUGUGGAAACAAUGUCAUCGACCACUACUUUUGCGAUGGACCACCACUUGUUAAAAUGUCCUGUAAUGAUGUAGGCAUCUAUGAACUCAUUGUGGCUGCUGUCUUGGGUUGCAAUUUGCUGGUAACCACAGCUAUCAUCCUGAGCUCCUACACUGGUAUUGUGGGAGCCAUAGUCCGUAUGCGUUCAGCUACAGGGAGACGCAAAGCCUUCUUCACUUGCUCGGCUCACUUGGUCUCAGUUACCCUCUUCUAUGGUUCCAUUCUCAUCAUGUACCUGACACCCUACUUUCAUCACACUCCCAGUUGGGACAAGGCAAAUGCGUUGUUCUAUACAGUAGUCAACCCGCUGGUCAACCCUUUCAUUUACAGCUUACGCAACAAAGAUGUGAAGGCAGCCUUCAAGAAAGUCUGGGGGAGAUUCCUAGCAUGCAAAUGA
Molecule: messenger RNA, 942 nt
Organism: Python bivittatus (Burmese python)
Lineage: Eukaryota; Metazoa; Chordata; Lepidosauria; Squamata; Pythonidae
Product: olfactory receptor 9G4-like
Biological process (GO): G protein-coupled receptor signaling pathway
Cellular component (GO): membrane
Molecular function (GO): G protein-coupled receptor activity; olfactory receptor activity
Source: RefSeq, a predicted model, not a curated record